Pygocentrus nattereri (red-bellied piranha) is the source of this 3979-nucleotide messenger RNA. RefSeq names its product collagen beta(1-O)galactosyltransferase 2 (gene colgalt2b). The coding region runs from base 1 to 1809 and encodes 602 amino acids. The transcript has 12 exons. Lineage: Eukaryota; Metazoa; Chordata; Actinopteri; Characiformes; Serrasalmidae. The record is from RefSeq and is a predicted model, not a curated record. Gene Ontology annotation, molecular function: procollagen galactosyltransferase activity.
AUGCCGCCUGUGGGAGCUCUGAGGCUGGCUGUGCUUUCCUCGCUGCUCUCCGUCUCUCUGCUCUUCCCGGAGGAGUCGCCUCUGCUGAAGCCCAAAGUCCUGAUCGCCAUCCUGGCCAGGAACGCGGCGCACAGCCUGCCGCACUACCUGGGCUGCAUCGAGAGGCUGGACUACCCCAAGGAGAGAAUCGCCAUAUGGGCGGCGACAGACCAUAACAUGGACAAUACAACAGCCAUGCUGAGAGAGUGGCUGAAAGCAGCUCAGAGCAGAUACCACUAUGUGGAGUGGAGGCCUAUGGAGGAGCCUCGGUCAUACACAGAUGAAUGGGGGCCGAAGCACUGGCCUCCGUCCAGGUUCAACCACCUGAUGAAGCUCAGACAGGCAGCUUUGAAGGCAGCACGCGAGCGCUGGGCUGACUACAUACUGUUUGCAGACAGUGAUAACCUCUUAACUAACCCACGGGUGUUGGAUCUGAUGAUGGCGGAGAACCUGACCCUCGUGGCUCCCAUGCUAGAAUCACGUUCUCUCUACUCCAACUUCUGGUGUGGAAUCACUCCUCAGGGCUACUAUAAGCGUACUCCCGAUUAUCAGCCCAUCCGCGAGUGGAAGCGUUUGGGUUGUUUUGCUGUUCCAAUGGUUCAUUCUACCUUCCUGCUGGAUCUGAGACGCUCCUCCUCCAUAUCACUCGCCUUCUACCCCCCCCACCCGGACUACAGCUGGGCCUUCGACGACAUCAUGGUGUUCGCCUUCUCCGCCCGCCAAGCAGAUGUUCAGAUGCAUGUGUGUAACAGGGAGCACUAUGGCUUCUUGCCCAUUCCUCUGAAGGCCCAUCAGAGUGUAGAAGAUGAAGAGGAGAGUUUCACUCACACUGUCACCGAGGCACUCAUUGACCACAGCAUUAAACCUUCAGAGUUGCUGUUUGUCCCUCCAAAGCUUCAGGACACAAUGGGCUUUAAUGAGAUCUUUCUGAUUAAUCUGAAAAGGAGAACGGACCGGAGGGAGAGGAUGUUGAAUACAUUGGAAGCAUUAGGGCUGGAGGUCACGGUCACUGAGGCUGUGGACGGCAAGGCUUUGAACUCGUCCCAGCUGAAGGCUCUGGGUAUUGAGAUGAUGCCGGACUAUAAGGACCCAUACUCUGGCCGAGUUCUGACCCGAGGAGAGAUCGGCUGCUUCCUCAGCCACCAUGCGACGUGGAUAGAGGUGGUGGAGAGGCAUCUACAGCGUGUGCUGGUUUUGGAGGAUGAUGUCAGAUUCGAGCCCCGGUUCAAGAGAAGAAUGCAGACCAUCAUGGAGGACGUGGAGAAAGCUCAGCUCGACUGGGACCUCAUUUAUGUGGGCCGUAAGCGGAUGCAGGUGGCCCAGCCAGAGGUAUCAGUGGAGGGUGUGGACAACCUGGUGGAAGCUGAUUACUCCUACUGGACUCUGGGUUACGCUCUGUCCUUGCAGGGGGCGCGCAAGCUGCUAUCCGCACAACCCUUUGGCAAGAUGCUGCCUGUGGACGAGUUUCUACCCAUCAUGUUCAACAAACAUCCCAACACUGCGUACAUGUCACACUUUGAGCCGAGGGAUCUGCGGGCAUUCUCUGUGGAGCCGCUGCUGGUUUACCCGACACACUACACGGGUGAGCCGGGCUACUUCAGCGACACUGAAACCUCCACCAUCUGGGACGACGAAUCCAUCAGUACAGACUGGGACCGGAAACACCCCCCGAAAACUGCCCAGCAGGGCCGGAUACGCCCCAUCGCCCAGAACAGUGUAACAGGGGACACGCCGCCACCGGCAGUCCGGGCAUCAAGAGACGAACUGUGACAUGAGUGGAGGGAAAGACUUAACACACACACACACACACACACACUCACACACACACACACACACACACACACACAUACACACACACUCACACACACACUCACACACACACUCACAUACACUACGGUUUAAAAGUUUGGAAUCACUGUUCUUAAUAAUAUAAAACCAAUUUGGUUGCAGGUAAAUGUGUAGAGUUAUUCUAAUACCGAAUCUCUGUGCAACUUCACAGGCUUCCCUUAAGAAAUGUCAUGGCAUUGAUGUUCAUUUUAACUCGGGCUCAUAGUGAGUGGUAAACAUUCCGGACAUAUAGAGUAGUUGCAGUGUAUGUCGCUGCUGUUGGGACAAAACCUCGUAUCUCCAUUUUUGUCAUUUUUCAGUUUUUGAUAUAAUUUGAAAACACCUGUUGUCCUUUACAUUGUUUGUAAAUUUCAUGAUAAGUGGACCAAAAGAAAUGUCCCAAAAUGAAAAAAAAACUCUUACAUUAAAAGUAAAGUAUGUUCUUUCAUCCUCCUAUAAAAUUAGAAUUUGGGAGAUACAAGGUUUUCUUCUGACAGCAGUGAUAUACAGUGGUGCCACAUCAUAGUGCCCAGCCCCUCAGCUAAAACAGUCUGGGUUUAGCAGUUUUUCACUGAUUUUCUAAGUGAAACGAAGUGAACACAUAGUCUACAGAGAACACACUCAGGCCUUAUGGCAUUGUUCUGCACAUUCUAGUCCAUAAUUUCUAUUUUUUAUUUUUCUAUUUUUUCUAUUUUUCUAUUUUUUAUUUUUUUUUAUUGGAAAAAAUAACAAAUAAGUUGUGAUGCGCAUUCAAACGUGCAGUAGCUUGUUCUCUGUAGAGGAUGAUGUGUUCACUUAUUUUCACAUAGGAAAUCAACAAAAACGUCAUUUGAACAGGGGUGUGCAGAUUUUUGCAUACAAAUCAGGUGCAUGUUAACACCUGACCCCAAGUGUGCGGUUUUACAGCGGCUUCAAACGUUCCCCAGCCAUUUCGAUUUUAGAACCAGACCAAUCUGUUUUAGAACUUUAUAAUUAUGAUUUGAUGCGUCUUGUUCUUUAUUGUAGGCCAGCUGCUAAAAUGUGCAUCCCUGGUAAUGAUGAAAUCUUGAGGCAGAUAACCCAUCAAGGAGUUAUUGUAAAUUAAUAAUUACAGUGGAUUAUUUAUCAUUUGUCUUUUUUUGUAUUUGUCAUGUAUGACACUUCAUGUCCCCAAAAAUAAAUAUAGCAUUUAUUCCAUAAAACAUCUAAAAAAAAAAACUUUACAUUGAAAAGUUUUUAUAUAUAGCCAAAAUGAUUAAUAUGACAAGUGAUUCCAAACUUUUGAACAGUAUUGCGGUACCAGCAGUAGCCAGAGAUCAUCAGACCCAGUCAACUCUUACACUGUCUGUCACUGCAAAGUCAGCAGCCUCUAUCAAUCGCUGGUUUUCAGCCAAUAGCAUUACAGCAGGCUGAGAUGCUCGAAUACCAUUGGCUGUUUGGAAGAGGAUGAAAAAAUGUGAGAUGAAUGCUCACGUUUUAUGGCAAAUUUAUUUAUUUGACACAAUGUAGAUUGUGUGUUUGUCUGUCUGUCUUCCUGUCCAUCUGUCCCUCCGCAGCAUCGUCCCUGGAGGACGCUGAGAGACACUUGAGGAGUAAUGGCACUCAACAGACUAACCACACUGAGCACAUCUUACGAAAAAAUGGACAGAUGGAAAGACGGCAGCAUGUGGGAGAUGGACACACAGACCUCUGGCAGUUUGGGAACAACAACAACAGAAAAUAGUCAUAAACCAGUGGAUCUUUUUUUAUUUAAAAGAGGAUAAUUACUGUAAAUGGAAUGAAGCAGGUGUGGUUUAUGGGGCAAUGCAGGGAAUAAAAGGAUGCACAGCUGUCUGAAUACAAACACUGAAUUAUAUGUAUGUUUGAUCUUUAUAAGACUAUUAUCCCAGUUCCGGCGAACUCAGCUGAACAGAUGUUUGUUGCAGCUUUUGAAGCAACUAGAGUGAAAUGAGGAAGCCUGUGUAAAUGGUCAUGGAGUGCUGUAAUAUUUUUCAGUGUAAUUUCCAUCUGCCACAUCUGUACUGGACUAUCGAUUCCCACAGACGUUCAUUUCAGGGUGUUCCAUGUUCUUUUAUCUUAUAAUAGAGACCAAUGGGCAGUCGCUGAAUUCUGUGAAUAAAUGUUAAUAAACAUA